AUGGCGGAGAAGCGGAAGAGCGUCGACGUCGACGAGAUCGGCGCCGCCGCCGCGGCCCCGUGCGCGACCGGGUGCGGCUUCUUCGGCAACCCGGCCACCGGCGGCAUGUGCUCCAAGUGCUACCGCGAGCACGCCGCCGCCACCGCCACCGCCACCCCGCCGGAGAAGAAGGCCAGGAUCAUCACGUCUGCCACCGCCGUCGCGCCGUCCCCUGAUGUUAUUGGUGCCGAUGGCGCGGUCGCGGGGGCCCCCGCGAAGCCCGCGGCGAGCCGGUGCGCGGCGUGCCGCAAGAAGGUUGGCCUGCUGGGGUUCCCGUGCUGCUGCGGCGAGACCUUCUGCGGCGCACACCGCUACGCGGAGAAGCACGCCUGCGGCUUCGACUACAAGGGCGCCGGCCGCGAGCGGAUCGCCAGGAACAACCCGGUCGUGGUCGCCGACAAGGUCGCCAAGAUCUGA
Molecule: messenger RNA, 456 nt
Organism: Panicum hallii
Lineage: Eukaryota; Viridiplantae; Streptophyta; Magnoliopsida; Poales; Poaceae
Product: zinc finger A20 and AN1 domain-containing stress-associated protein 7-like
Exons: 2
Coding region: 1-456 (151 amino acids)
Molecular function (GO): zinc ion binding; DNA binding
Source: RefSeq, a predicted model, not a curated record